Messenger RNA from Tetrahymena thermophila SB210, 492 nucleotides. RefSeq lists its product as hypothetical. The transcript has a single exon. The record is from RefSeq and is a predicted model, not a curated record. Lineage: Eukaryota; Ciliophora; Oligohymenophorea; Hymenostomatida; Tetrahymenidae.
AUGAAAAGCGUUCAAAAUAUUUGUAAUUUUCCUCUCUAAAAAUUAUCUCUCAUGAAAAAAAAAUUGUGGUAAAAUAGUUAAAGAUUUGGUAAUAGUUUCAUAGUUUAUUUCACUAUUUGCAAUGAAGUAUUUGCCAUCCGAUGUGGCUCUGCAGAAUAUGCAUAUAUAUUCAAAAUAAAAACUAAUAUACAGAGCUGGUACAUUUUAUAUAAUAGAGGCAUACUACUUACUAUCAAAAAAUAAAAUUGUGGUGAUAAUUUGGCUGAUCUAAAGAAAAUCAAAACUUCCUCUCUGCUCAAGCUUAGCGUUUAUUAUAAUGAGAGGAAAAAUUAGAUUUAGAAUAGACAAAUUUUUCUUGCUUUUUUAAGUAAGAAAGAGAGAAAGCAAGCAUGCAAGCAAGUAUGCUUACAAGCAAAAGUGCCUAUUCUAUUUAACAAUUUAGUUAUUACGAGAAUAAAUAAUCAGUAUAUAAUUCCAUCACAUAUAGAAUGA